Vitrella brassicaformis is the source of this 714-nucleotide messenger RNA. Lineage: Eukaryota; Vitrellaceae. The record is from the annotation of a GenBank genome assembly.
GCGACACAUCUUCCCCGCGCUGCGUUGCGGCAAAAACAUCCUCUUGUUGGUCUUCCGGCUGGCAUGUUUUUGCCGCAGCAGUCACCACCACAGUGAUCAGCCAUGGCGUCAAACUCGCCCAAAGCCUCAUCCCGUCCCUCCUUAUAGGCAUGGUUCUGUGGACAGUGGCAUUCGCCAUCGCGUGCGUCAUGUACAGAAGUCAUUUGACCGGCGGCAUGGUCGGCGCCGCGAAGAUCAGCACCGUACCGGCGGUUCUGCAAUUUUUGGAUUACAAAUGUAGCAUCCGGUGCGCGUGAUGGAGGGUGGCCAUGGAGGGGCAGACACACGGCAUUUAAUCCAAUCUUCCGUGCACGUGCGUCAGGAUAUCGAUGACCUGGUGGAAGGAGCUCAGGGAUACGUUGGUGGAGAACUACGAGAAUGGGUUGGUGGAGGAAGACGUGUACGGGUGGUUGAAGAACUACUUCGAUGAGAACAUAGAGCUGCUGACUGGCAUGCAGCAAUGGACUGCAGAGGCGCGGGCGAGUCUCACGGAACGCAUGGGAGCCAUCUGGCGUGUCGGCGUGUCGGCGAUUGCAUUGGCAUGAGUGCAUUGAAGACACAAUUGACGGCGUAACGCGAUGAAUCAUAGAGACAGCUGGAGAGACGUGUUUGUCGAUAUCGGUAAGUCAGUCAGUGUGUUAGCAAUCAAUGCUGGCCGGCUGGCUGUCGUGUGUC